This is a messenger RNA of Paramecium tetraurelia, 1398 nucleotides long. RefSeq lists its product as uncharacterized. NCBI's taxonomy places the organism in Eukaryota, Ciliophora, Oligohymenophorea, Peniculida, Parameciidae. The transcript is spliced from 3 exons. The record is from RefSeq and is a predicted model, not a curated record.
AUGGCAAAAUUUAUCGAUUAUUUAGUUGACACUGGCAUUAUUGCUAACAAUUCACAAAUAUCACCCAACAAUAUGAUGUUCGAACUAUCAGAUUAUUUGAAAAAUUUAACUGCCUCAGAUUCAUUUGAUAUGGCCAACAGAAUAUAUGAUAGUUGGAAAUUAAAAUUAAAGCAAAAAUAAAACCCAGCAUCCUUAGUUAAGAUAAUAACAAAGAUAGCUUUAGGAAAGCCAUUUAGAAUAUUGAACUCUUAGAAGAAUUUGAACAGUCCCUAGCUAAUUAGAAAUUAGUAAAGGUCACUUAGCUAACAAGAGCUUUAAUAUUAAUCUCCUUUAGAUAAAUGCAAACUAAGUUAAAUGGGUUUCAAUGAUACAUGUGAGAGAUUAUACUAGGAUGGAAUAGCUUAGAAAGUAAAAAAAGAAUACUUUGAGCAAGAGAAAUGCAAAUAAGAAUUAAGAGAUUGCACCUUUAAGCCUUAGAUAUCAGCAGAAAAGCUGUGUACUAAUGACACUGAAGUCUUUGAUCGCUUAUAUAAGAGUCAACUUGCAUGCAAAAAUGACUUUUCAGAAGUGAAACAGAAACAAGAAAUUGUUUAAUGUACAUUCACUCCUUAGAUUACUAAAUAAUAGUCGAUUUCGAACUAUUAACCUAUAGAAUAAAUUUUUGAGAGACUAUUUUAAGAAUCCAUCAAUAGAAAUAAUAUGAAAUUGAGUUUGGCUCCAACUAGAGAAGAAAGAGAGCUUUAGUAAUGUACCUUUAAGCCUUAAAUAUCUUAAAGAUAAUUGAAUAGAAGUGGUGAUGAUAUCUUUGCAAGAUUACAUAAUGAAUCAGCUGAAAAAUAGUAAAUAAAGGCCUUUUAAAAACUUGAAUCGGACACAAAGGAAAUAGAGAGCUGUACAUUUAAACCUAAAAUUAAUACUCAUUCUAAUUUUUCUCCGAGUUCUCAACCUGCCUUUGAUAGAUUGUACAUGUUGUCAUCUAAAUCUAAAUAAACAGGAUUGGAUGAAAGCCAAAAAAGAUAGAAGACUAAUCCAAAAACUAUAGCGACAAACGAGUCACUUUACGAAAGAAUGAAAAAUCAUGUAAACCAAAGGAAACGAACUUUGAAUUUAAUACAAUAAGAAUAUGACAAAGAGUUAACAUUCAAACCUAAUAUUAAUUUAAGAUAAGGAAAUCUUUAAAGCAGAUUAGAAAAUAGGAAUUAGUCUGUGGCUUCAGUGAAAUCAGAGACAAAGUUAAAACCAAACCUAAAUUAAUCACAAUUAUCAUCAAUAAGGUUAUACAAUACGAGAAAGUCAUAGUAGGAUAAGGAGAAUGAUAAUCUCACAAUGCUCGCUGAAACUGCACAUUUUAAGAACGACUAGAAGUAGAAAAAAAGUAUUUCAGACUUAAAACUAUGA